AUGAACAAUUUGGGCAUAUAAAAUAAUCGAUUUCAUCAAAAGGCUGUUGAGAAUAGAAUGAAGUCUGAGUGCAACGAGUUCUACAUGUCGAAUAGUCUAGCGAGGAAACACAAGAAUGAAUACUACGAAGAUUGGUUGAAACAAAGAGAGAAAGAAUCCAACGCAUCUACAGAAACAUGUUUGGACAUCAUUACUCCUCAUCUACCUUAAGCCAAGAUUCCCAAUGCUUUUAAAGUUAAGUUGAUCAAUGAUAUUUUAAAUAAUCAAAGGAACUCAUUGAAUUAUUGA
This is a messenger RNA of Paramecium octaurelia, 288 nucleotides long. Lineage: Eukaryota; Ciliophora; Oligohymenophorea; Peniculida; Parameciidae. The record is from the annotation of a GenBank genome assembly.